Messenger RNA from Paramuricea clavata, 558 nucleotides. NCBI's taxonomy places the organism in Eukaryota, Metazoa, Cnidaria, Anthozoa, Malacalcyonacea, Plexauridae. The record is from the annotation of a GenBank genome assembly.
AUGGAUUUUAAGAAAAACAAUGAGAGUGAUACAUCUACAAAAAGAAAAAAGGAAACUAAUUCACUGUAUACGACCGGAUCGCCCGUUGAUUUAAAAUCAAAAUAUAUGAAAGAACUUUUCACGGAGGAUUAUAGAUUGAAUCCGAACGACGGACCGAAUUCAAAAGAUUUAUUUUCCCGAUUGGGUGUUGUUGAUAAAUAUUGGUUGACAUUCGUUGAUGUCAAAGUUGCAUUUAUCGAUAGAAAUGGAAAUUAUUUCUUAUCGAAAAAUACAUCGAACGCACAGGGUCAACUGAAUUUUAGGACCGCAUUCGAAAAGGCGACGGAAGAACAUCAAAAAACAUUGAAUAGUAUUGUGGAAGAAGAAGUUCCGAAUGGUGAGAACAUCGAUGCUAUUUCAGACGAUGUACGUGACGAAAUACAUCGUGAAAAUAUCGAUGAUGAUAUUGAAUUUAACGAUCGGGUUCUACAACUCCAUCGUGACGGAAAAUGUACCGAACAAGAAACAAGGGAACUUAUUGGAAUUACCGUACCCAAAGGAGAACCCGAAGAAAAAUAA